Gastrolobium bilobum is the source of this 1150-nucleotide messenger RNA. Its product is annotated as vestitone reductase-like. The transcript is spliced from 4 exons. Gene Ontology annotation, molecular function: oxidoreductase activity, acting on the CH-OH group of donors, NAD or NADP as acceptor. The record is from RefSeq and is a predicted model, not a curated record. Bases 73 to 1056 code for a protein of 327 amino acids. NCBI's taxonomy places the organism in Eukaryota, Viridiplantae, Streptophyta, Magnoliopsida, Fabales, Fabaceae.
UUCAAGCACAACCAACAACACUAAAACUAGAGGAAAGAAAAAAGGAUAUACCGCCAAAGGAAGUCUGUCCAAAUGGAAGAGGGAAAAUUAGGAAGAGUUUGUGUAACUGGAGGUACAGGGUUUAUUGGUUCAUGGAUCAUCAAGAGACUCCUUGAAGAUGGUUACACUGUUAAUACCACUGUUAGAUCUGAUCCAGAACGCAAGAAAGAUGUUAGCUACCUCACAAAUCUUCCAGGUGCAUCCCAAAAGCUACAGUUUUUCAACGCUGAUCUUAGCAACCCAGAAAGUUUCAGUGCAGCAAUUGAAGGGUGCAUUGGGAUAUUCCACACUGCUACUCCAAUUGAUUUUGAAGAAAACGAACCUGAGGAAAUAGUGACGAAAAGAACCAUUGAUGGGGCAUUAGGCAUUCUAAAAGCAUGCCUAAACUCAAAGACAGUGAAGAGAGUUGUUUACACUUCUAGUGCCUCUGCUGUUUGCUGGCAGAGCAAAGAAGAAGAAGUGAUGGAUGAGAGUUAUUGGAGUGAUGUGAACAUUCUUAGAGCUUUGAAGCCAUUUGCUUGGUCAUAUGCAGUUUCUAAGACAUUGGCUGAGAAAGCUGUUCUUGAAUUUGGAGAACAACAUGGGUUGGAUGUUGUGACCCUAAUACCUACUUUUGUUCUUGGACCCUUCAUUUGUCCCAAGCUUCCUGGCUCUGUUUAUUCCUCACUGUCUUUGUUGUUUGGUGACAAGAACCCAUUGACAGCAUCUCGUACCCAUGUGGUGCAUGUUGAUGAUGUAGCUAGAGCACAUAUAUUCUUGCUUGAACAUCCUAAUCCAAAAGGGAGAUAUAAUUGCUCACAAGGCGUUGUAACUGUUGAAGAAAUAGCUGAAAUUUUUUCUACCAAAUACCCAGAAUUUCAAAUACCAUCACUAGAGGAGGUGAAAAAAAUUAAAGGUCCCAAGCUUCCACAUUUAACGUCGAAAAAACUCAUGGAUGCUGGAUUCGAGUUCAAGUAUGGCCUUGAGGAAAUGUUUGAUGAUGGAAUUCAAUGCUGCAAGGAAAAGGGUUUUUUGUAAUCUAUUUGAACCAUGACGUUAAUAAGAUGUAUGAUGGUAAUAAAUAAUAUGUUGCAUGGCAUUGACAACAACAUAUGCUGAAGUCAUUGAUAAU